AUGGGCGACUUCCCCUGCAUCCCGCCUAUUGUUUCCUUUACCGGCCUUAUCGUCGGCACCGGCCACUCCUCGCUGCGGCGGGACCUACUGCCCGGUCCAGGCGCCGCCCAACUUAACUGUUGCGGAUUUGUCCGCCUUUCUACCUAUGUCGCUCCUGGGAUGCCUAAUAAGGUCCCCUUCAAGGGCUUCCACCCGAAGAUGGCCGAGAGGCAGGACUCUCAAUUUCAGCCUAACGUCCCCUUUACCUGCACAGGCAAGGUCGCUGGCCUGCUCCGUCAUGAUGUCAUGCUCUACCCCUGGCUCGGACCGGGACAACGUCUUUAUCGUCGUCCCGGAUUCCUGGACUUUUCUCGACAAGGCCGCCGCCGCCGUCACCACGAUGGCACCGCUUCUCUCUACGCCACAGAGGCAACAAGCUUCCUCCGCUUCCGCGGCCUUCCGGGACGUGCGCGCUGCCUCUUUGUCUUUGAUCACCCCUGGCACCCUCCCGCUCAGUCCUCCACCCUUGGCUUCGGCUUCGCCCUCGACCGGCCACCUUACGCCGCCCGGGAAACGAUAUUGCCCUGA
This is a messenger RNA of Hirsutella rhossiliensis, 567 nucleotides long. RefSeq lists its product as uncharacterized. The record is from RefSeq and is a predicted model, not a curated record. The transcript has 2 exons. The coding region runs from base 1 to 567 and encodes 188 amino acids. NCBI's taxonomy places the organism in Eukaryota, Fungi, Ascomycota, Sordariomycetes, Hypocreales, Ophiocordycipitaceae.